AUGCGAUUUGCACCCAAAGAGCCCAUUCAACUCGAUCCUCCCAAGGACACUCCCAUCACCCUCGCCGAGCUGUCGCUCAAGGACGGCGUCAAGUCCGAGCAGCUGUGGGUUGGAAUCAAGGGCGAUGUUUUCGAUGUCACUCGAAACUCCAAGGCGUAUGGCCCAGGCACCAAUUACCACGUCUUUUGCGGCAAGGACGCUUCCAAGGCGCUGGGAAAGAGCUCAUUGGAGGAGGAGGACUUUGCUCCUGCUGGUGAGAUCAUUUCAUGGCAGGAGUUGACUGCCGAUCUGUCUGAGAAGGAUCUCAAGACUCUGGAGGAAUGGUACAGUUAUUUCUCUCAGCGGUACAACAUUGUUGGAAAGAUUGAUUUGCAGAACUAA
Molecule: messenger RNA, 381 nt
Organism: Yarrowia lipolytica CLIB122
Lineage: Eukaryota; Fungi; Ascomycota; Dipodascomycetes; Dipodascales
Cellular component (GO): endoplasmic reticulum; membrane; endomembrane system
Source: RefSeq, a predicted model, not a curated record